Messenger RNA from Morchella sextelata, 627 nucleotides. RefSeq lists its product as uncharacterized. The transcript is spliced from 3 exons. The record is from RefSeq and is a predicted model, not a curated record. Lineage: Eukaryota; Fungi; Ascomycota; Pezizomycetes; Pezizales; Morchellaceae. The coding region runs from base 1 to 627 and encodes 208 amino acids.
AUGCAGUACAAAUUCUUCACCGCUCUCCUCCUCACUUCUGCCCUUUCCUCCGCGAUGGGCGCUGAGGUCCAGAAGAAGGACAUCAUUAACACAUCUAUCGUCAACGACAUCAACUCUGCUGGCAACAAUGUCGGCUCUGCCUUUGCAACUGUGACCUCCGCCAUCGGCGGCGUCACCAGCGUUGUCGCCGCCUCCAGCCUCCGCUCCGACGCCGCCUCCCUCGGCUCCAGGGCCUCCAGCGCCGCCUCUGCCUUCACCAGCGACAUUGCCUCCGCCGCCUCCGCCGCCUCCGCAAGGGUUGCGUCCGUCAGGUCUGACAUCCGCUCCGACCUCACCGCGUGGACCACUGUCGUCGGAUACACCUCUGUCCUGUCGGGCAUUGAGUCUGCUGCUACUGCUGGUACUGCUGCCGCUGCCAGCUACAUCUCCGCCCUCCCAUCGAGCAUCGAUGCGUCUUUCCGUUCUGCGGCUGCUUCGGCGCUGAGUAGUGCGGCGUCGCAGGUUGCUGCUACUGGUACUGGUGCGGCGGCCAGCACAACUGCUGCUCCCGGUGCCGCCAGCAAGGUUGGUCUUGGUGCCAGCGUUAUGGGUGCUGCGGCCGUGUUGGCUGUUGCUCUUGCGUUGUAG